AUGAACUCUUCGACACUACAUGUGGCCAAGACUCGCCUGCGUUCGCUCAUGAAACAGAGACUUUCCACCCUCUCGCCAGAUGUCAUAACAGCCCAGAGUAAUGCUGCCUUCGAUGCCCUGUCGAGGUUCAAGCCAUAUCAGGAUGCCAAAUCGCUAGGCGUCUAUCUCUCCAUGCCCGGUUGUGAGCUUCAAACCGACUCUAUCGUCAGACAUGCCCUGGCCUCCGGAAAGCGGGUUUUCGUACCUUACCUUCACAAGUCUGGUCUACCUCCGGGAGAAGGGCCUAUGCGACUGAUGGAUAUGGUAAGUCUGAGGGACGUUGAAGACUACGAGUCCCUGCAGAGGGAUAAGUGGGGCAUUCCGAGCGUUGACGGUGCCACCGUUCACGAACGACAGCGCAGCAUAGGUGAGCUGGGCGGGGAGAGUGCCACGGAUGCAUCGCUCGAUCUAAUCCUCAUGCCCGGCGUCGCGUUUGACUUUGACCCCGAGACCGGCGCCAUGCGAAGGCUCGGUCAUGGCAAAGGUUUCUACGACUAUUUCCUACACCGCUAUGCGCUGGCUGUCCGGACCGAGAAAACUUCAGCGCCAUCUCGUGAUGGUUCAUCUGUAUUGCUAUAUGCUCUCGCCCUCAAAGAACAGCUUCUCUCUCCAACCUCCGGGGAGGCUGUCCCCGUUGGACCCCAUGAUCAGCCCUUAGAUGGCAUCGUCCUGGGCGAUGGCCAAAUUAAACAGUCUAUUAGCAACAGCAUAGACUAG
This is a messenger RNA of Xylaria bambusicola, 756 nucleotides long. RefSeq names its product 5-formyltetrahydrofolate cyclo-ligase. NCBI's taxonomy places the organism in Eukaryota, Fungi, Ascomycota, Sordariomycetes, Xylariales, Xylariaceae. Gene Ontology annotation, biological process: folic acid-containing compound biosynthetic process; tetrahydrofolate interconversion. The transcript is spliced from 2 exons. Gene Ontology annotation, cellular component: mitochondrion. The coding region runs from base 1 to 756 and encodes 251 amino acids. Gene Ontology annotation, molecular function: 5-formyltetrahydrofolate cyclo-ligase activity. The record is from RefSeq and is a predicted model, not a curated record.